AUGUCCUGGACCGACGACGCGCUCGAGAUCAUCCAGUCCGCAGCGUCUCUCGGCCUCAGUUCCAGCACGGGCAGCGGCGGCGGCACCGGACUGGUGCUGACGAUCGCCGUCUUCGUGCUGUUGACAGCCAGCAUCACCGUUCAUUACACGUCGCCGGCACACUUGACGUUGACACUUGUGGCUGUGAUGCAUCAGACCGAAGAUGCGUUUGACAGGCUGAUUGAGUUGGGUUUCGCGGUGGGCAGCGAGGAGCGGGCGCGACUUGCUGCCUUGCGCACCCGUGUCUCCGUGAUGCGGGAAGACACGCUUUCGGAUUCGCGCUCGGUUGGUCGGCGGCUGAGAGCGGUUGUGCUUCAGGGACGGUCGCUCACCCUCAUGCGGUGUAUCCGGGAUGUGAAGGACUUCAGGAUCCAUCUCGAGAUCUUGUGCGAACAACAGAAACGCCGAAUCAGCGCUGUCCUCAACGAAAAUGUCAAGCUAGACGCAUGCAGAAGACCAGACGACAGCCCGAGAUCACGCAGCAACUUCCGUAUAUUUGAUAGAAAUUGA
Mycena citricolor is the source of this 549-nucleotide messenger RNA. Lineage: Eukaryota; Fungi; Basidiomycota; Agaricomycetes; Agaricales; Mycenaceae. The record is from the annotation of a GenBank genome assembly.